This is a messenger RNA of Drosophila montana, 1095 nucleotides long. RefSeq lists its product as uncharacterized. The transcript has 4 exons. The record is from RefSeq and is a predicted model, not a curated record. Bases 1 to 1095 code for a protein of 364 amino acids. NCBI's taxonomy places the organism in Eukaryota, Metazoa, Arthropoda, Insecta, Diptera, Drosophilidae.
AUGAGGAACGUUCAGCAACCAGCACAACCUAUUAGCAAUAACAGUGCAACAUCAUCCGAAAAUAGUGAAACCCAAAGCUUAGAAGAUCAUCAAAAGGGCUUGCCACCAAACAAUCAGAGUGCGGCUCUAAUCAGAGCGAAAACGAGUUGGAAACGCAUGAAAGACCUAGCCGCAGAGAAAGAAAAGGAAAAUGAAACUAAACGACCACCUUGGCGAGCUGUUAGUGUUUCAACUCUCUCUAAGCCGGAUAAAAAUGCAUUGCUUCGUGCUAAAUUGCUUGAUGCUUCCAGACGUUUACGAGCUGGCAAGACCAAUGUGGCGCUACAAACUGAUUUCGUUCCCACUAAAGUGAUGAAAGAAGCUGUGACAGGUGUCCAGGAUGAUAUGAUUUUGUUUAAAGAUAUUGGAAUAUUAACGGAUGGUCAAUACUCAAUUAAAAAGGAUGGAUAUCAACAAUAUGUACUAACCUAUUCCAUAUCGCAAAUGACCGACCGUGUCGACAAAACAGAUGUUUCAACACAAACGCUUUUACCCAAAGCAUAUAAUAAAAGCAUUAUCAACUCAAGCCUGUUUGACUUUAAGCAUCACGGCAAGGAUGACACUUGUGACUUAAAUAAAAAAAAAGAGUUUCAAAUUAAUAAUACCCAUAAGACAAAUACAGCGUUUAAUUCAACUCUAGGAAUACAUGAUAUACAGUUGAAUCCUACUUUAUCAUCGUGGCACUUUGAUGACGACGCUAUUGAAAUGGAGUUAAAAGAGAGUUUCAUACCCUAUACUAUUGAGUCUUUUAAGCCGUGGCGCAGUUUUAUUCCUAUUCCGUUUUAUAUAAGGAGCAACAACCUGGUAGGUAGGCAGAAAAUCGACUGGGGUUUCCUGCUCCACUCCAUUGAUGACUUAGUUCGAGAGUCAAAUAAUUUGCUUGAUAGGUUGCAAACAAUAAUACAUCAUAAGAAUUUGCAACGUAAGCAUGUACAUAAAACAAUGCAUGAAAUAAGAAAGUUCCAACCAAAAAAUUUCAUAUUUCCAUCUGACUACUGGUUACCGAUAAUUGAAAAACAGGAAAUACAGCUACAAUUAUUGCUGGACCCAAAAUAA